AAUUAAUGCCUAUGAUGCUCUUGGAAAUACCAAAACUUCACUGGAUCCUUUUACAAUUAAAGAUGCAAUUGAUAUUACAGCAGAGGCAUGGAAUAAUAUUACAAAAAAAGUCAUUAAAAAUUGUUGGAAAGCGACUGGUAUAUUGCCAUAUUUUUCUUCUGAAAAUAUUCCUAUCUCUUUUCAAGAAAUUAAUACUAGAGAAAGUAUACCAACUAUUACUAGUACUAUUAGUAGUAGAGAAAGUACACCUACUAUUAAUCAAGAAAAUUUACUUACUGUUACUUCUCAUACAACUAAUCAAGAAGGAUCUAUUACUACUUAUCAUAAAAGUAGUACAACCACCAAUUUAAAAAAUUAUACUACUACUGUUCAAAAUGAUAGUAUUACUAUUAAUCAAUAUGGUAUUGUUACUACUAUUCAAAAUAAUACCAUUACUACUUUAAAUGAAGAUGAAAAUGAAAUUCAAGUAGCAAGGCAAGAAUUUUUAAUUGAACAACAAAAGGAAUUAGAAAAAAUUCAAGGAUUAAUUAAUCAAUUAGAUUAUACCAAUCCAAUAUCUGCUGAUGAAUAUAUUAAUGAGGAUAAAAGAAUUUCUAUUGAAGAAUUUUUAGAUGAUGAAAUGAUUAAUCAGGUAAUAAAAGAAAUUUCUCCAUCAAUUGAAUAUCAAAAUAUCAGAACUCAUGAAAAACCUGAAGAAACAUCUUUGAUUCAAUCUAUUCCGAUGCAAAUUGAAGAAGAAAUUCAAAUUCCUUCAAUUGAUAAA
Molecule: messenger RNA, 763 nt
Organism: Acaulospora morrowiae
Lineage: Eukaryota; Fungi; Glomeromycota; Glomeromycetes; Diversisporales; Acaulosporaceae
Source: the annotation of a GenBank genome assembly